GUGAACUCUCACCUCGGCGUGUGGAUUUCUUUUUCCGGGACAAGAUGGCGCCGUCCACGCCGCUCUUGACAGUUCGAGGCUCAGAAGGACUGUAUAUGGUCAAUGGGCCACCGCAUUUCACGGAAAGCACGGUGUUUCCAAGGGAAUCUGGGAAAAAUUGCAAAGUCUAUGCCUUCAGUAAGGAUGGCACGUUGUUUACCUGGUGCAAUGGAGAAAAAGUAAACACUAUCAAUGUCACUAACAAGGAACCACUGCACUCCUUCGAACUCCCAAAGACAGUUUGCCUUGAAUUCUCGCCAAAAAACACUGUUCUGGCAACGUGGCAGCCUUACACUACUUCUAAAGAUGGCACAGCUGGGACACCUAACCUUCAGCUUUAUGAUUUGAAAACUGGGACAUGUUUGAAGUCUUUCAUCCAGAAAAAAAUACAAAAUUGGUGUCCAUCCUGGUCAGAAGAUGAAAAUAUUUGUGCCCGGAAUGUGAACAAUGAAGUUCACUUCUUUGAAAACAACAAUUUCAAUACAAUUGCAAAUAAGUUACAUUUGCAAAAAAUUAAUGAUUUUGUGUUAUCACCAGGACCCCAGCCAUACAAGGUUGCUGUCUACGUUCCAGGGAGCAAAGGCGCCCCUUCGUUUGUUAGGCUGUAUCAGUACCCCAACUUUGCCGGGCCUCAUGCAGCUUUAGCCAAUAAAAGUUUCUUUAAGGCUGAUAAGGUUACAAUGCUGUGGAAUAAAAAAGCUACUGCUGUCCUGGUAAUAGCUAGCACAGAUGUGGACAAGACCGGAGCGUCCUACUAUGGGGAGCAGACGUUGCAUUACAUUGCAACGAAUGGAGAAAGUGCUGUGGUACAAUUACCAAAAGGUGGCCCCAUUUAUGAUGUGGUUUGGAAUUCUAGUUCUACUGAAUUCUGUGCUGUUUAUGGUUUUAUGCCUGCCAAAGCGACGAUUUUCAACUUGAAAUGUGACCCCGUGUUUGACUUUGGGACUGGUCCUCGCAAUGCGGCCUACUACAGCCCUCAUGGACAUAUAUUAGUACUGGCUGGCUUUGGAAAUCUGAGAGGACAGAUGGAAGUGUGGGAUGCUAAAAAUUACAAGCUGAUUUCUAAACCGGUGGCUUCUGAUUCUACAUAUUUUGCUUGGUGCCCAGAUGGGGAGCAUAUUUUAACAGCCACGUGUGCUCCCAGAUUACGAGUGAAUAAUGGGUAUAAGAUUUGGCAUUACACUGGCUCUAUCUUGCACAAAUACGAUGUGCCCGCAAAUGGAGAAUUGUGGCAGGUUUCAUGGCAGCCGUUUUUGGAUGGAGUAUUUCCAGCAAAAGCAAUCACUUACCAGGCAGUGCCAAGUGAGGUACCCAGUGAGGAGCCUAAAGUCACAACAGCUUAUAGACCUCCUGCUUUAAGAAAUAAACCUGUCACUCAUUCCAAACUGCAUGAAGAGGAGCCGCCUCAAAAUAUGAAACCACAAGGAAAUGAUAAACCCAUAUCAAAAACAGCCCUUAAAAAUCAAAGGAAACAUGAAGCUAAGAAAGCUGCAAAACAGGAAGCAAGAAGUGACAAAAGUCCAGAUUUGACAUCUACUCCUGCUCCACAAAGCACGCCACGAAACAUCACCUCGCAGUCAACUUCUGGAGACCCUGAGGUGGACAAAAAAAUUAAGAACCUGAAGAAGAAACUGAAAGCAAUUGAACAACUAAAAGAACAAGCGGCCGGUGGGAAACAGCUGGAGAAGAACCAGUUGGAGAAAAUUCAGAAAGAGAAAGCACUUCUUCAAGAGCUGGAAGAUUUAGAAUUGGGUAUUUAAAGUUUCAUCCAAAACAGGUGGCUACCAGAAGUCAGUUCAAGCAUCUCUUCUGUUAAGCUGUUGGUCUACGUGGGACACCCAUGUGCCCACAUUUAAUGUGGCUCUAUAAUUUUAGCCAUUCAUUCAGGAUUCUGCUUGUGUGUAAAGAUAUUUAAUAAUGCCUGUUAAGUUGACUUUUACAUUCUGCAUCCUGUAUCAUGUCAGUAUGCAAUACAGAAAGAGAAAUGAACUUUCAGCUAACUAAGCUUGACAGAUUGAGAGACAAAUGUCAUUGUUUUUUUCACAAGGGGCAGUAUUUACCACAUAAAUGAAAUAAAGACAUUUUAAAUUUAA
Ochotona princeps (American pika) is the source of this 2132-nucleotide messenger RNA. RefSeq names its product eukaryotic translation initiation factor 2A (gene EIF2A). The coding region runs from base 45 to 1799 and encodes 584 amino acids. Gene Ontology annotation, biological process: translational initiation. NCBI's taxonomy places the organism in Eukaryota, Metazoa, Chordata, Mammalia, Lagomorpha, Ochotonidae. The record is from RefSeq and is a predicted model, not a curated record. The transcript is spliced from 14 exons. Gene Ontology annotation, cellular component: cytosolic small ribosomal subunit. Gene Ontology annotation, molecular function: tRNA binding; translation initiation factor activity; protein binding.